AUUUUUGGAGGUGGUAUCAGGUAACAGUUCCUCGAAAGUCUGUUCCCGGGAUCAGUUACAAAACUUGACAAGCUCCGGUUUUGUAACUCACAACCCUCUGACCAAUCAGCGCGCUCCGUUCCGGUCACGUGACGGUGUAUUUUUAUGUAACACGCUGGCACGGGGGUGAUGUCGGUGAUCCUGCGGUGCGGCUGUUCCGAGCUUAGAGAAGAAAAUAAAAACAUGGAUUUACGGCGGAAUUGAUCAUUUAUUUGGUUUUUACUGCACAAUUAAAAUGUCGAUAGAAGAGCCGGAGCAAAACUGUGUCUCUUCAGGGGACAGAGGAGGGUUCUUCAUCCCGUCCGAGUCUGAGAGGGACUGGGCUGAGGAGGAGCUCGGAGACCGGCUCGGGCUGGAGCACAAGCGCCUUCGGGGAGCGCUGGACGCCCUGUUCCGAGCCGUGAGGUCCGAGUCGGAGUCUGUGCGACCAGAGCACAUCAGCGCCUUGGUGGAGCUCAUGGUGCGCAACUUUCGGCAGAAGGAAACGAGCGCUUCGUGGCCGCGGAGCUCCCGGGACGGAGGAGCGGACGGGGAACUCGGCUGUCCCGGGUGUCAGCGGCUGAUGGAGGAACCGGUGACCGUGGCGUGCGGACAUUCCUACUGCAGAGGCUGUUUACAACAGGCCCCUCUGUCCACGUGUAAAACAUGUCAGGAGGAGAUCGGGCCGAAACAUCAACUCCGGGCCACCGUGCUCCUGUGUGCGCUCCUGGAGAAAUGGUUUCCGGAGGAAGUCCAGAAGACGAAGCGGAGAGCAGAAGUGAGAGAGCUGCUGAGGAGCCACCAUUUCCCCCAGGCGCUCUCAUUAGCAACACAUCUCUUAGAAUCCGACCCCAGUGAUAUCAGACUGCGAGUGUGUCGAGCUGAAGCGUAUCGGUGCCUGCAGCAGUAUCGUCACGCUCUAGAAGACUUUGACGUGUGCGAAAGCAUCUCUCCAUCUGUCGAGGUGGUGUUCUGUAAAGCGAAGCUGUUAAAGGAAAUGGGUCGAGUGGACGAGUCUGUGAAACUCUUCCUGCAGUGUCUCUGUGUGGAUCAGAACUUCCUGGAGGCCAGACAGGAAGUGGAAAACAUCCUGUGUGCUCUCCUAGUUCCCACGUGUGAGAGUGUGCAGGUGCUCGAGGAGUGUUCCGAGCCCUCGGGUCUAAUUAGAGCUCAGUCUCUACGUGCUCACGCGGUGGGCGGAGCCAGAGGAGAGGGGCUGAAGCGGGUUAGCUCCGCCCCUCAGUUGGGAGAUAAGGGAGCGCUGCUGAAGAGGAAGCUGUCAGGGUUGGAGGCGGGGCAUGAAGUGGUGGGAACCGCUGACUCCAAACACAAAAAACAAGGAGUGAGUGGAGCAGCAUCAGUGUGUAGCAACGAAGAGAAAGUCCUCCUGCGAGUCCCAGGAGAUCUGCUCGACCCCUCUGACUUCGAGUGUUCACUGUGUAUGAGACUGUUCUACGACCCCGUGACGACUCCGUGUGGACACUCGUUCUGUAAGAACUGCCUGCUGAGGAGUUUAGAUCACAGCCCUCAGUGUCCUCUGUGUAAAGAGAGUCUCAGGCUGUACUUGGCGUCUCGGAGGUUCUCCAUCACACGUGUGCUCGAUGACAUCAUUAAGCGUUACAUGUCUGAGGAGCACGCCGUGAGACAGAAGAUCCACAACGAUGAAACGAAGGAGCUCUCUGAUUUAGAGAAUAACGUUCCUAUCUUCGUGUGUGCGAUGGCGUAUCCCACAGUCCCCUGCCCUCUGCACGUGUUCGAGCCUCGGUACCGUCUCAUGAUCCGCCGCUGCAUUGAGAGAACACAACAGUUUGGCAUGUGCAUCAGUGACACGCAAAAGGGUGUGUUUGCAGAUUUCGGCUGCAUGCUGCAUAUCCGUAAUGUGCACUUCCUGCCAGACGGCCGCUCUGUCGUCGACACGUUUGGAGGAAAACGGUUCCGUGUCCUCUCACGCAGUAUGAGGGACGGGUACUACAUCGCUAACAUCGAAUACCUGCAGGACCAGAGAGUGGAAGGAAAGGAGGAGCUGAAGCUGCAGGACCUCUACGAUCAGGUGUAUAAUCAGGCGAGCGUCUGGUUUCAUGCACUGGAGAACCGAUUUAGGAACCAAAUACUUCAGCACUUUGGACCCAUGCCUGAGAAAGAGAACGAUAUACAGUCCAGCCCUAAUGGUCCAGCAUGCUGUUGGUGGUUGUUGGCGGUUCUCCCAGUGGAUCCUCGUUAUCAGCUCUCGGUUCUCUCCAUGACGACCCUCAGAGAACGUCUGGUUAAGAUCCAGCACAUCCUCGCAUACCUGCAGAACGCUCACCAGUAGAACACACACACACACACACGCGCGCACACACGCACACACUGUGCCAUCCUAUAUUAGCACAGAAACAGUCCUGACACACUCUCAUCCACUCGUGUGUGUGUGUGUGUGUGUGUGUGUGUGUGUGUGUGUGUGUGUGUGUGUGUGUGUGUGUGUGUGUGUGUGUGUUUUCUGAAUGAAUCCCAAAUGCUGAUCAUUUUUCUCAUAUUUAUAAAAAUACACUUAAAAAGGAAAAAAAAGACUGAAUUAGAGAGAGAUUAGACGGAGAUCAGACAGAGAUGUACAGAAACCGUUAGAUCCUGACCCAGAUCACUUUUACAGCACAUCGAAGUUGUGCUAAAAUUAUUGGCACCCUUUGGUAAGAUUGUGAAACAUUUCGACCUUAUCUAGGGAAAUGUAUAUUUAUGUAGCUGAAGCAUGUUUACUUCACAGAGAAUCUCACACCUCCUGCAGCUGACUUCCUGUUUCUCUCUCUCUCUCUCUCUCUCUCUCUCUCUCACUCUCUCACUCUCUCUCUCUCACACACACACACACACACACACACACACACACACACACACAUUGGAAGAUGCAGUCAAGUGCCAAUAAUUUCCCUUUCUAUCAAUAGCGCCCUCUGCAUGCAGGAGGAGCUUUUUAUUCACACUGAAUAUCCGUCAGCAUCAGUUACUUCUGGAAGAAAAAUACACGUUCAUUCAAUAUAAAA
Messenger RNA from Silurus meridionalis, 3029 nucleotides. RefSeq names its product LON peptidase N-terminal domain and ring finger 1, like (gene lonrf1). NCBI's taxonomy places the organism in Eukaryota, Metazoa, Chordata, Actinopteri, Siluriformes, Siluridae. The record is from RefSeq and is a predicted model, not a curated record. Gene Ontology annotation, molecular function: protein binding.